Messenger RNA from Physella acuta, 612 nucleotides. RefSeq lists its product as uncharacterized. The record is from RefSeq and is a predicted model, not a curated record. NCBI's taxonomy places the organism in Eukaryota, Metazoa, Mollusca, Gastropoda, Physidae.
AUGUUUCCUGGCCUUACAGCUAUAAAAUUAGCUGAAGAAGCACGAAGUACAAAGCGCACAUGUACUGUACACGCCUUACAAGCAAAUCUUCAAUUGGAAGACUGUUCAAGAGGCGUCAGCCAAUGUGAGACCAUAGAUGACGGUGUGAGCGCCACUGAUCUCUGCCCUAAAACCCAGACAGCUGUUAAGUGCAUCCAUGACCUCCACUGUGUCUCAGAUGUGAUCCUGCGCUUAACCCAGCUGCAGAAGUUGAAGCUUCUGGCAGGCAAAACUUGUGAUAUAAACAGUUCAUUCCCCUUGGAAAAAAGUACAAGUGCUUGUGAUGUAGGAGUCAAGGGAUGCUUGUAUCCCUAUGUGACCAAUAUUGUUAGCACUAAUGUAAGCUCAACGCUCUGCAGUGAGUUGAACAAGUUUGUUGGCUGUAAGCGAGCCAUCAGCGACACUUGCAAGUAUACUUCUAGCCAGCUGACCACCAUGGGGGAUAAUGAGAAAACAAGGAUGAGACUUGGAACAACAUGUUCUCUCAACAAAGGAAGUUUUAUGUCUGGAAUGAGUGCCACCCUCUUGAUCACAACACUCCUUACCACCAUUACCAUGUUCAUCAAGAUUUAA